Chrysochloris asiatica (Cape golden mole) is the source of this 3933-nucleotide messenger RNA. It is a transcript of the gene BRD4, whose product is annotated as bromodomain containing 4. NCBI's taxonomy places the organism in Eukaryota, Metazoa, Chordata, Mammalia, Afrosoricida, Chrysochloridae. Gene Ontology annotation, biological process: positive regulation of transcription elongation by RNA polymerase II; chromatin remodeling. The record is from RefSeq and is a predicted model, not a curated record. Gene Ontology annotation, cellular component: chromatin; nucleus. Bases 1 to 3933 code for a protein of 1310 amino acids. The transcript has 20 exons.
AUGUCUGCGGAGAGCGGCCCUGGGACGAGAUUGAGGAAUCUGCCCGUGAUGGGGGAUGGACUAGAAACUACCCAGAUGUCCACACCGCAGGCCCAGGCCCAGCCCCAGCCAGCCACCGCAGCCAGCACCAACCCCCCACCCCCUGAGACCUCCAAUCCCAACAAGCCUAAGAGGCAGACCAACCAGCUGCAAUACCUGCUCAAAGUGGUGCUCAAGACACUAUGGAGACACCAGUUCGCGUGGCCUUUCCAGCAGCCCGUGGAUGCCGUCAAGCUCAACCUCCCUGAUUACUACAGGAUCAUCAAGACACCCAUGGAUAUGGGAACAAUAAAGAAACGCUUGGAAAACAACUAUUACUGGAAUGCUCAGGAAUGUAUUCAGGACUUCAACACAAUGUUUACAAACUGUUACAUCUACAACAAGCCCGGAGAUGACAUCGUCUUAAUGGCCGAAGCUCUGGAGAAACUCUUCUUGCAAAAAAUUAAUGAAUUACCUACUGAAGAGACCGAAAUCCUGAUCGUCCAGGCAAAAGGGCGAGGCCGAGGGAGGAAAGAAACAGGGACAGCAAAGCCUGGUGUCUCCACCGUACCAAACACAGCGCCAACAUUGACGCCUCCACACACCCAGACCCCUCAGCCGAAUCCGAAUCCGCCGCCUGUGCAGGCCACGCCCCAUGCCUUCCCUACCAUCACCCCAGACCUCAUCGUCCAGUCACCCGUCAUGACAGUGGUGCCACCUCAGUCCUUGCAGGCACCCCCGCCAGUGCCGCGCCACCCACCCAUCAUCGCGGCCACCCCACAACCCGUGAAGACAAAGAAGGGGGUAAAAAGGAAAGCCGACACCACCACCCCCACCACCAUCGACCCCAUCCACGAGCCACCUUCAUUGCCACCGGAGCCUAAGGUCACCAAGAUGGGCCCCCGGAGGGAGAGCGGGCGACCCGUGAAGCCCCCGAAAAAGGACGUCCCCGACUCGCAACAACACCCAGCACCUGACAAGAGCAGCAAGGUCUCAGAGCAGCUGAAAUGCUGCAGCGGUAUUCUCAAGGAAAUGUUCGCCAAGAAACACGCAGCCUACGCCUGGCCCUUCUACAAGCCCGUGGACGUGGAGGCACUGGGCCUGCAUGACUAUUGCGACAUUAUUAAACACCCCAUGGACAUGAGCACAAUCAAGUCUAAACUGGAGGCUCGCGAGUACCGCGACGCUCAGGAAUUUGGUGCCGACGUCCGAUUGAUGUUCUCCAACUGCUACAAGUACAACCCUCCUGACCACGAGGUGGUGGCCAUGGCGCGGAAGCUUCAGGAUGUGUUCGAGAUGCGCUUUGCCAAGAUGCCAGAUGAGCCCGAGGAGCCUAUGGUGGCUGUGUCCUCGCCGGCUGUGCCUCCUCCGACCAAGGUGGUGGCCCCACCCUCAUCGAGCGACAGCAGCAGUGACAGCUCCUCGGACAGUGACAGCUCCACUGAUGACUCCGAGGAGGAGCGGGCCCAGCGUCUGGCUGAACUCCAGGAGCAACUCAAAGCCGUGCAUGAGCAGCUGGCAGCCCUAUCGCAGCCCCAGCAGAACAAGCCAAAGAAGAAGGAGAGAGACAAGAAAGAAAAGAAGAAGGAGAAGCACAAAAAGAAAGAGGAAGUGGAGGAGACGAAGAAGAGCAAAGCCAAGGAGCUGCCGAGCAAGAAGGCCAAGAAGACCAACAGCAGUAACAGCAACAGUGCCAGCAAGAAGGAGCCGGUGCCUGUGAAGAACAAGCCACCGCCAGCAUACGAGUCGGAGGAAGAGGAGCGCUGCAAGCCCAUGUCAUAUGAGGAAAAGCGGCAGCUGAGCCUGGACAUUAACAAGCUGCCUGGUGAGAAGCUGGGCCGUGUGGUGCAUAUCAUUCAGUCACGUGAGCCCUCUCUCAAGAACUCCAACCCUGAUGAGAUUGAGAUCGACUUUGAAACUCUGAAGCCGUCCACACUGCGCGAACUGGAGCGCUACGUCACGUCUUGCCUGCGUAAGAAGAGGAAGCCCCAAGCAGAGAAGGUGGAUGUGAUCGCCGGCUCCUCCAAGAUGAAGGGCUUCUCGUCCUCAGAAUCAGAGAGCACCAGCGAGUCCAGCUCCUCCGACAGUGAAGACUCCGAGACAGAAUUGGCUUCAAAGUCAAAGAAGAAGGGGCACCCUGGGCGGGAGCAGAAGAAGCACCACCACCACCAGAUGCAGCAGACCCCUGCUCCUGUGCCCCAGCAGCCCCCACCUCCAUCUCAGCAGCCCCCACCACCGCCCACACCUCAGCAGCAGCCACCGGUUCCACCACCCCCACCAACCCUGCCACAGCAGGCAGCUCAGGCGCUCAAGGCCUCCCCGCCACCCUUCAUCGCCACCCAGGUGCCCGUGUUGGAGCCCCCGCUCCCGGGUAGUGUCUUCGACCCCCUUGGCCACUUUACCCAGCCCAUUCUGCACCUGCAGUCCCCUGAGCUGCCGCCGCACCUGCCCCCACCACCUGAGCACAGCACUCCGCCACACCUCAACCAGCAUGCCGUGGUCUCCCCUCCAGCUUUGCACAACGCUCUGCCCCAGCAGCCCUCUCGGCCCAGCAACCGCGCUGCUGCCCUGCCCCCCAAGUCGGCCCGGCCCCCGGCCGUAGCGCCCACCCUGGCCCAGCCAGCCCUACUCCCACAGCCCCCCAUGGCCCAGCCCCCACAGGUGCUGCUGGAGGAGGAGGAGCCACCCGCCCCGCCCCUCACCUCCAUGCAGAUGCAGCUGUACCUGCAUCAGCUGCAGAAAGUGCAGCCACCAACCCCACUACUCCCUUCCGUGAAGGUGCAGUCCCAGCCGCCCCCGUCCCUGCCGCCCCCACCCCACCCACCCCCGAGGCCCGUGCACCUGCAGUUCCCUACUCACAUCCAGCAGCCUCCCCCACCCCCUGGCCCUCAGCCCCCCCACCCAGCUCCAGGCCAGCAACCACCACCCCCACCUCCUGCCAAGCCACAGCAGGUCAUCCAGCACCAUCCCUCACCCAGACACCACAAGUCGGACCCCUACUCUGCAGGUCAUCUCCGUGAAGCCCCCUCCCCGCUUAUGAUACAUUCCCCCCAGAUGCCACCGUUCCAGAGCCUGACUCACCAGUCCCCACCCCAGCAAAACGUCCAGCCGAAGAAGCAGGAGCUUCGUGCAUCCUCCGUGGUUCAGUCCCAGCCCCUGGUGGUGGUGAAGGAUGAGAAGAUGCACUCUCCUAUCGUCCGCAGCGAGCCCUUCAGCCCUGCGCUGAGGCCAGAGCCCCCCAAGCACCCGGAGAGCAUCAAGGCACCUGGCCACUUGCCCCAGCGGCCAGAGCUGAAGCCCGUGGACACUGGGAGGCCUGUAGCCCGGCCCCCUGAGCAGAAUGCACCCCUGCCAGGGGCUUCCGACAAGGACAAGCAGAAACAGGAGCCCAAGACACCAGUCGCUCCCAAAAAGGACCUGAAGAUUAAGAACAUGGGCUCCUGGGCCAGUUUGGUACAGAAGCAUCCAACCACUCCAUCCUCCACGGCCAAGUCUUCAAGUGACAGCUUCGAGCAGUUUCGUCGUGCUGCUCGGGAGAAGGAGGAGCGUGAGAAGGCUCUGAAGGCACAGGCGGAGCACGCAGAGAAGGAGAAAGAACGACUGCGGCAGGAGCGCAUGAGGAACCGUGAGGAUGAGGAUGCGCUGGAGCAGGCCCGACGUGCCCAUGAGGAGGCGCGCCGUCGCCAGGAGCAGCAGCAACAGCGCCAGGAGCAGCAGCAGCAGCAGGCAGCAGCCGCCGUGGCUGCUUCUGCCCCCCAGGCCCAGAGUUCCCAGCCCCAGUCCAUGCUGGACCAGCAGCGGGAGCUGGCCCGGAAGCGUGAGCAGGAGCGGAGACGCCGGGAAGCGAUGGCAGCUACCAUUGACAUGAAUUUCCAGAGUGAUCUAUUGUCAAUAUUUGAAGAAAAUCUCUUCUGA